CAUCAUGGCUUCCACGAGGAUUUUGCGCAUACUGAGACCUCAGAAUUCCCUCAGAAAAUGCCAGAACGUUGCCGAAACUUUUGCAAAUGUGGAAUCCAGAUCGUUAGCAGUCGUCCCAUCUCGUAAUAUCUCAACUGUCAAGCCCAUACAACAUCGUGGUAAAUUGCUAUGUCAACUGAAACUGAAAGACCUCCCUUCCAGUCAUGUAUCCAUGGCUACAAGAUUCAUAAAUACAACUUCCUCAUUACAAGCUAAAGACUUCUACAAAAUUUUGGGAGUGAGUAACAAUGCAACCCAAAAAGAAAUCAAAAAAGCUUAUUUUCAGCUUGCCAAAAAGUUUCAUCCCGAUAAAAACAAAGGAGAUAAAACUGCUUCUCAGAAAUUUACAGAAGUUGCUGAAGCAUAUGAAGUCUUAGGGGAUGAGCAGAGACGUAGAGAGUAUGACACGCUCGGUGCCACUGGCUACGCUGCUGGAGCCCAAGGAGGUGGAGGAGCCGGUCCGUUUGCUGGCUUUGGUCAAUACAGUGCACAUAUUGAUCCAGAGGAACUAUUUAGGAAGAUAUUUGGAGACGCUGGGCUGAAAAGCGAUUUCUUCAAUGAGGACAUGUUUCGCAGUAGUUUCAGAAGAACCACUGAUGUUGUUUUAGAUUUGACCUUCAGUGAGGCAUGCCGAGGUGUGAAUAGAAACAUUACCGUACAAGUACAAGACACAUGCGCACGUUGUAAAGGAAAGAAAGCAGAACCCGGUACACGACCUGUGCCAUGUCAUCAUUGUGGUGGAACUGGUAUGGAAACUAUCAACACUGGCCCGUUUGUGAUGAGAUCGACGUGUCGUAGAUGUCGUGGACAUAAAGUAUUAGUGGGUACUCCUUGUAUUGUAUGUCAAGGCAAAGGUGAAGUGUUGCUGAAUAAAACAGUCACUGUACCAGUGCCUGCUGGUGUUGAAGACGGGCAAACUGUCAGAAUGCAAGUCGGUACUGAAGAAAUCUUUGUCACGUUUAGAGUUGCUCGAAGUAAUUCGUUCCGAAGAGAGGGUUCUGACGUCCAUUCUGAUGUAGAAAUAAGCUUUACUCAAGCGUCGCUUGGCGGAAGUAUAAAAAUCAAAGGAAUUUAUGAAAAUAUCAAUCUUGCUAUUCCACCAGGUACACAAUCACAUACAAGGAUACGAUUGGAUGGGAAAGGCAUUGCUAGAAUGAGUAGCCAUGGAUACGGUGACCAUUAUGUACAUAUUAAAAUCAGAGUACCCAGGAGUCUAACAUCAAAACAGAAAACUGUACUAUUAGCAUAUGCAGAAGAGGAAGGUGGCAUAGUGGGAACAGUAAAUGGGGUUUCGAAAACACAAGAUGGUGCUAGCAUUGUAACUGAGGAUAAAGACGGGCUAGUGAGCCAGAUUAGAAGAAUGCUGCACACACCACAUCAACCACCAGUAGCAGAAAAAGAAGAAAUAAUUAAAAAAGUAGCUGAAAAGAUUGAAGACAAGGAAGAUGACACAAAGAGACACAGAGGAGGUACCGGAACUGGUGGAGGCUAAGCGUAACUGAUUACAAGUUAGAUGAUUUAGGAAUUUAUUAACUUUGUGUGUGUUUUGUACACAGAAGAUAAUUCUAUAGUUCUGUUGGCGAGUGAGAAGUGUUGGAAUUUAAUUGGGGUUCCCACAAGUGAAAUAUUUGUGUAUUAUGUGUAAAGUACAUUGCAAUAAAAUGCGUCAUAAUAUACCAAUUAUGAAACUGAAAAAAUAAAUUUGUAAUUGAUUAAAAAAAAUUUUAUUGAAAGUAAAGUAAACAACCAUGAAGUUGCUUGUGUAUGUGCUAGAAUAUUGUGGGUAUUUUUUAUUGCAGUCUAAACUGCAAGAGUCUGGUGAGGGAUGGGAAGGUGCAUAAAUGACAUCAAACAGUGUUUUUUUUAUAGUUAUUUUGCAUUAUGUAAGGAUGUGUUAACAUUAAAUAUCAGGCAGCACAGCACGGUAUUGUUUUUUUUUUCUAUUCAGACAGUUAGAAAGAACUUUGUGUCCUUUUUAGCUUAUGACCUUUUAUGAUAGCAAUCAACUUGUGAUGCUUAUCUUUGAUUCUCACUUGAUGAGUCUCUAAUGUUACAAUGUGCAUUACAGGACAAUGGUGUAGAUGUGACUGUAAAUGGAUCAGGUCAAAAUGUUCUAAAUUGUUGUGACCUUUCUUUCAGUGUUGUGGCAUUAGUCAUUCGGUCAGUCAUUCGGUAUAGUCCCUAUGAACUUCAGUGAACAGUAUCUAAAUGCACUGCUGCUUUCAUGUAACGCAGUGUGUCAAGUACAUUAAACAAAUACUUAUACUCUUGGCCUCAUUAAUUCAUAUAAAUGUUAUAGUAUGCCUAAGAUUUCAAAUAUUACUGUGGAAUACUUUAUAUUCGCUGGAAUUACUUUUUGCUGAAAAGGCUUUUGCUUGGACGUUUUGCUUGGAAUUUAUUUUCCCUGAUUUUUGAUGAGUUUAAUGUGAAAUAUAGGGGGAAAAAUAUAUUCGCUGGAUUUUAUUUUCACAGAAUCAUCCCUUCAGCGAAAAUAGCAAAAAUAAAUUCCAAGCGAAAAUAAAGUAUUGUACAGUAUGUCUUUUAAAUUUCAUCCUGACAGCUCCAUGUAAAUUGACUUGACUAGAUAAAGUUUACAUUUUAAUUACGAUUCUAUCAACAUUUUGUAUUAUCUGCCAAGAAGUAUAAUUUAUAUGAUGUUCUUCUUCCUGAAAUAAACUCUGCAAGUGCAGUAAUAACUGGUAAA
Messenger RNA from Saccoglossus kowalevskii, 2743 nucleotides. Its product is annotated as dnaJ homolog subfamily A member 3, mitochondrial-like. The record is from RefSeq and is a predicted model, not a curated record. Gene Ontology annotation, molecular function: heat shock protein binding; ATP binding; protein kinase binding. Gene Ontology annotation, biological process: protein folding; mitochondrion organization; response to heat. NCBI's taxonomy places the organism in Eukaryota, Metazoa, Hemichordata, Enteropneusta, Harrimaniidae. Gene Ontology annotation, cellular component: mitochondrion.